Klebsormidium nitens is the source of this 3925-nucleotide messenger RNA. NCBI's taxonomy places the organism in Eukaryota, Viridiplantae, Streptophyta, Klebsormidiophyceae, Klebsormidiales, Klebsormidiaceae. The record is from the annotation of a GenBank genome assembly.
AUGCAACCAACCCCGGGUUUCAGCGUGGCCCGACCAAACAUUUCGACUCAUAGCUUGCACCCGGCGAGUCAGAGGGAGGUCAACUGUGGCAACAUUAUUGUAGAUCCACGAGCCUACGGAACCAUUCCCGCUAACUCACUGGCUACCAAGUGCUCGCUUUGCAAACAAACAGUUCUGACAAAAGACUACCAACUCACAUUCCGGAAAAGCCAAGCAUUGAAGGGCUUUGCAAUCAGCUCACCCGAAUCAGUUGCCAAGGGUCAGAGAAAGCGCCAGCCUCUGUGUUUGGAGUGCGUCAAGCGGCAUUUCGGUCAUGUCACCCAAUGUGGUGACAAACUGACAAUCAGCGUAGCAAGGACCAACCGGGGCUCGGCGGGUUCAGUUGAAAUCUGGUUUCAGCGCAAGUCACUGGAGGAGGAAUGGAGCCAACUGAAGGAGUUGUCGGGCGAAGAGAUCGGCAACCUGCGAGAGAAGGCAGAGGAGGAACGGCCGGGCGGGCGCCGCAAGACAACUGCAGCGCAAGCAGCAGUGAACAGGGGGCGAAAAGUGGGGGAGACAGCAAGAUCCAGCGCGCAAGUGGAGGGACAACCACGCACAGAAAACGGCGACGCGUCCGGCGCAGAGGAUCGCCGAACAACCAUCGACCAAGCUGUGAUGUAUCUCGAUGGCCUCCGAUCAGGAGAAUGCGCUUUUUACAGCGUCGGCGAGCAGGAAUCCGCUGGUACAGUCUAUCUGGCUAGUACUUGGAAUCACAACGGCGCGAGACCCAAACCUCUCGGACGCCCUAGCAAAGUGCGCGCGUUGCUCGAGACGGUGCAUCGGGACACCAUGGGAAACCUGAGCUGCACCUGCGACCGGGGCCGGUUGUACUCUCAGGCGCCCUGCGUGCAUAAACUUACGCUACAGGCAUUGGGGUCGCCGAGAUUGGCUAGCGCCAUAUCGCUGCAGAAGGGGACGCGGGUGGUGGAGAUAGCAUGCGACAGGACCGGGGAGCGGGUUUUUGGGGUGUACUGGAACGCUGGUUCGCCCUCACCUCAGCGGACCAUGGUCCACUAUGGAGAGGGGCCGCAGAUGGGCUGGUAUUGUGAGGGGAGGAAGAGCGGAUGCAGCAAGACGGCUGACUGUUCGCACAUCCAAAGGGUGAAGCGAGCUUUGAGCGAAUCGAGCGGUGUGGAAAAGCUCAGCAGGAGUUCGUUUUCAGAGGAGCAGCUCGAGCUCGCAAAAACGUCUUUGAAGGACGGUCUAGGGGAUAGCCGGGGCGGUGACUGCGUGGCGCAGAGCGGGCAGUGUGCGCCAGACGCCGACGUGGACGGGUACCUUGCGGAGCUGGUCGUUGGCAGUCACGAGAGGGCCGCAUGCAAAGGGCCAAGUUGCUUCUGCAAGCAGCAUCCGAGGGUGUUCGGCGGCGCUGAUGUGGACGAGGAGCCCUGCGCAGCGAGGUGCUGCGCGUCUGCUCAAACGAACGGAAAGCGAGUCCGAUCGGAGCAAGGAGAAGACUCCAGUGGCGUUGGAAAGGCGAGUGCGAAAUCGGGCAAACGGAGAACCAAAUCGUUCUGGGCGGCACAAGGCAUAGAGACGGAGGGGUCGAAUGCUGCAACGGGCAGCGCGGGGAAGGCUGAGUCGGAAACAGCCGAGGAGAGGGGGCGGGGAACGGAGAGCGCUCCCCAGUUCGAUGAUCGGAACGCGGUCUCAAUUCCGGUGUGUAACAUCUGCGUGUGCCCCUCGAACGUGUGCACGCAUGGUGCCUUUCGCGGUGCUGCAACGGUGUUGCCCAUGGAAGCUGAGGGCGUGCAGCUGGAGGUGCCCAAGCUCGUUCGCCCGGCGGACUCCUGGCAGGUUCACGACCCCGAGGUGUCGCUGCUGCGAAGGCCCGUUCGAGUCAGCGAGCUCACGGCCCGGGAUUUCGCGGAGUUGAGCGCUGCGAAGAGUCUCUCCGCCGCGUGCCCGCAAGGGCCACCCCCUUGCUGGACCCGAUGGUUGGGGCUGUGGCAAAUUGCCCACAUAUACGACUUGUACUGGUCGCAAGAGGUCAAGCUCCGGAUCUACUGCUGUGCAUGCCCCGAGAAGCAUACCGUUCAUUUCAACGGGGAGGCCCUCGGCUUGUACGCUUGGACGCGCGGGGUGGUCAUCACGCAAAAAGCCUGUCAGAUACUGCUACGAGACGUUCAGAAUACGGGUGCUGCUUUCAGCUCGCUCGUUGCAGCUGCAAACACUGUGCGGCGUCAAUACAACCCCGAUGCAACCAUCUUGUCAGAGGAGUGUUGGCGUAAGGCAACCCUUGGCUUCUUCAAGCUGUGUGGGCGGCAGAUCAUGGAGUGCUGCUCUCUGUGCGGGCCACAUCCGGAGGUACUCCUAUGCGACGGCAUCACGGGGCUUGCUUGCGCUGACGGCACCCGUCAGAAGGGUGGGCUUGCCGGUACGGAUGCCGCCUUGCUUCGGCCCUUCACUGCGCCAAGUCAAGGCUUCGAUGGAGUCAACGUGCGGAAAGUAAUGGAGGCCGGAAGCAACUACUUGGCGGCGUCUCUGUCGGGAGGGGGCCUGAAAAAGCGUCUCCUGCAUCAGCCCGAGCUCCGGACGCUUCUAGCGCGAUUUAGCGGACACCAUGCUGCUGACCCGGAGCUAGGAAAGACGCCCAGUGCACGAGAGUACGAGGAGCUCCUGGUCGCGCUUGACAGAGACGACGUGCAGGUCGUCGCGGACUUCGUCCAAGAUCCAGAUGAUGCCGAUGCCGACCCCGUUCUUCUGCACUGGCGUCGGCAGAUCCCGGGCCAUCAAGUCGGCCAGGUCCGAUCGAAGAACAAAGCGGUGUGCAAGCUGCUCGAGGGCAUCGAGAGAGAAUCGAUGCAAGACGGGGCCCGAUGGCCUCCGCACUGCCCCCACAGAUGGGCGGAAUUGCUCUACACCCUUGGAGCGCCAUUCUCGGUGUCGGACGACUCCAACCUCAUCCAGCAUGGGAAGGCCCUAGGAGUGGUCCGCAAGCUUCUGUUAGGGGAAGCCGCAAACGACGACGACAGGGUUGUACUGGCCGAGCAUUCCCCAAUCCUGCGCCGGCUGCUAGACCACUACGGUGACCGCUUUCCCCGGUAUUUCCAUCCCGCGCUACACCACCUGUAUCGGUUGACGUUGUUUGCGCGGGGCGCGAUGGGGCUUGGGGUCGGGCGGGCGGGGUGGGCGUUGUCGGCCAUCGAAGGCCUCGAUGUUUGCGUGUGGCUGGAGCGGGAGCCGAAACCCUUGAGCUUCGAGCAGCAGCAAGCCUUCGACUUCUGGGCGGCCCGGGCGAAUGCUCUUCUCCCCGGGGUCGAAAGCCUUUCCCCUCCAGACCCGUACGAGUACACCCUCCUUCCGCCGGAGCGGAUCUUGUUGAACGAGCGGCUCGGUCUCGGGGCGGACGGAUCGGAGCUUGGCCCUCUUCCCCCAGAUCAUCCCUACUGCCGUGAGCAGCGAGAGCUAGGCUGCUACCCGUUGAAAGGCUGGGAGCAAAAACGCCCUCUCCCGCAAUACGAACCGUUCGAAGACGAUCUCGGUAGGUCUCGCGAGCGCGACGAGGAGCACCGGUGUCGGAGCGGGCUCACCGUCGGUGAAUUCGAUGCCAAGGUCGCUCUCGAAAGCGGGAUAAAGAAGACAAAAUGCCUGCAACGGCACACAAAGGGCGGCUUCGUCUUCUCGUGCCCUCAUUGUGUCAUCUAUGGCUUCCACGUCAUGCUCCGCGGGGAGUCGCCGCGAGACCCCUUCACCGUCCUGUACACGCGGCUCAAUCGGAGAGAUCUUCCUCUGUACCUCAUCCACGACAACGCCUGCAAGCUGCGUGCCUACGCGAUGCGGAGAGAGCCAGCGUUCUUUGCAGACGUUCGGUUCCUGGUCGAUAGAUUCCAUUUCCACCACACAACCGCCGAGGCACACAAGUGUGGUCCAUCAUACAACACAG